This is a messenger RNA of Pangasianodon hypophthalmus (striped catfish), 1663 nucleotides long. RefSeq names its product heparin-binding EGF-like growth factor a (gene hbegfa). The transcript has 6 exons. Gene Ontology annotation, biological process: positive regulation of mitotic nuclear division; epidermal growth factor receptor signaling pathway; positive regulation of cell population proliferation. NCBI's taxonomy places the organism in Eukaryota, Metazoa, Chordata, Actinopteri, Siluriformes, Pangasiidae. The coding region runs from base 173 to 877 and encodes 234 amino acids. The record is from RefSeq and is a predicted model, not a curated record.
CUCUCCACCAGCACUGAUUUCUGUCUCGUUCCUCUGUCAGAGCUCAGCCACGGGUCGCCGCACCUCCACGGAUUAAACUCGGAACUCUGUGGAAUACUCAAAACAAGCCUGAACUUUUCUUGGAUUUUUUUCUUUUCCUGCUUUUCUUCCUGUUAUAUCCGAGUUGGAAACUAUGAAGCUGUGUGUGGUGGCCGUUCUUGCCCAUGUGCUCGUUAUUUUCACUCUGGCGAGCGGCGCGUCUAUAGACAGGUACGAGUCGGAGAAGCCUGCACAAACAACUGUGAUUCACCUGCUGCGCACAUCUGAGGCUCUGAACGACAAAAGGCCCACAGACGUCAGCAAGCGCGAGGACCACCGACAAGAGGAAGAGGAGGAGGAAUAUUACUAUGAUGAUGAACAAUACGAAUACGAGCUGUCAGGGGAUUCUGAGAUGCCUCAAGUCGCAUUUUCGAGCAAACCUAAAGACCCAACCACAGUGCUGAAUGCAGAGAGGCUCCAAGGUGAAGAGAACGAGAGGAGAGGAAAAGGAGAAAAGAAAGGAAAGGGAAAGGGGAAAGGGAAGAAGAGGAAUCCUUGCCUGAAGAAAUAUAAGGAUUAUUGCAUCCAUGGAACGUGCCAGUAUCUGAGAAAGAUCGGCCCCUCAUGCAUAUGCAAUCCAGGUUACUCAGGAGAGAGGUGUCACUAUUUCUCAUUACCUGUAGUAACACAUGAAGAAGGCUACAGUCGGACAACAGCCCUCGCCGUCGUGGCUGUUGUUCUAUCAUCACUCUGUCUAACCAUCAUCGGCCUCCUCUUGGCUCUCAGGUUUCACAAACGAGACGCAUAUGAUGUAGAAAACGAGGAGAAGAUUAAGCUUGGCACGUCUACACACCGCUAAAUCACAGGAGCUCACGGGUGACUGUGAAGUCUGUGAAAUUCUACCUCAAAAUAAAAUAGACAAGAUGAAGGCCAAGAGAGAGAGAGAAAGAGAGAGAGUGGAGAGAUAGAGAAAAAGAGAGAGAGAGAGGGAAAGAGAGAGAGAGAGCAUUACGGAUGUUGUCUGAGUCGUGACGCCACAAGUGUUCCAGCUUAAAUCACUGGGAUCGGGACUCAUCAGGAUGUUCAGCAAGGUAUAAGCGGAGUUCGGUGCUUGGCCCCGUGGAGCUGCAGUGUGAAGAAGAAGGUCUGAGACACGAGGCAUGUUUUGGACGCAAAUAUCUGCGUACUGUGGGUUCAGACAUUGACUGAUAAAGAGACGUGGCCCUGAAAUGACAUAUUUUUACCUGUAAAAAAUUUAUGUUUAUGUACAUUUGUUUUUGAGACCCUAGUGUUUGUUUAUUUAUUUAUUUAAAUAUUUAUUUGUACCAAACUUUAGAGGCUCUGAUUUUACUGUCCAUGUGUUUGAAAUGUGUCAUAUAUAUAAAUAUAUAUUAUAUAUUUAAUACUGUAUUUAUUAAAUUUCAAAACUAUUACAAAAGAAGACUCUAAUAUGGCAAAACAACAAACAAAAAAGCAACAUUUUGCUUGUUGAACAAUUCAACAACUAGUAAUUUAACCAUUUCUCCCUCCAUUACAGUAUUAAAUACAUUCAUGAACAUGUUUUUUAGCUUCACAUCCAACUUUCAAAUAUCUAUAGUUUUUUGCUUAUUGAGAAAACAUGAUGAAACAACAUAAAAAAAAGUUU